AUGUUCCUCCGAACAUGCAUCUUCACCCUCGUCUCACUCGCGGCGCUUUCCUCGGCAUCUUACUAUGAUGCAAGAGAAGAGGAGUGGAAUCUGAACGUCAACGAGAACGCCGCCACCCCUCUGGAAUAUUCGGUCCCAGACUGGCCUUCAGGGUUCUCACAUCAGCCCAGUCCCGAGAACUGGAGAUUCCCAUUCUACAGCUUCUUCCUCGACAGAUUCAUCAACGGCGACCCCACCAACGACAACGCCAACGGCACCUCUUGGGAGCAUGACUACAAACAGACCGGCCUUCGGCAUGGAGGUGACAUCAAAGGCCUCGAGGAUUCGCUCGACUACCUCCACGGCUUGGGCAUCAGAGGUCUGUACCUCGUUGGCAGCGCUAUGUUGAACCACCCAUGGGAAGCAGAUGGAUACAGCCCCUACGAUCAUACGAUCCUUGAUCACCAUCUGGGCAACAUCACCCAGUGGCGAACUGCGAUUCAGGCCAUUCACGACAAGGGCAUGUACGUUAUACUUGACAACACAAUGGCCACCAUGUCCAACCUUUUCGGAUUCGAAGGUUAUCUCAACACCAGCGCCGAGUUUCAGUUCAACGAACACAAAAUGCAAUACACUUCCCACACGGAGUAUCGAGACUUCUACAUCAGCAACGAAUUCCACGAAGAGUGUCCUUACGACUUCCCACGCUUUUGGGAUCAGGGAGGCAACCAAAUCAUCGACAACAACACCAAGGCCAUGGUCGGCUGCAUGGACUCCGAGUUCGACCAGUUUGGAGAUGUCGGUGCUUUUGGCGUAUACCCUGAGUGGCAGAAGCAGCUGUCCAAAUUCAACGGCGUCCAAGACCGCCUUAGAGAAUGGAGACCACAGGUCCUGGACAAAAUCAAUCAUUUUGCCUGCAUGAUGAUCCAGGGAUUGGAUAUCGACGGCUUCCGUAUCGAUAAAGCUAUGCAGGUGACUGUCGAUGCGCAAGGCAAUUGGUCAAAGUUCCAGCGUGAAUGUGCUGCUGAAGUUGGAAAGAACAACUUCUUCAUUCCUGGCGAAAUCGUGAACGGUAACGCAGAUGCUUCAAUCUACUUGGGACGAGGGAAAGAGCCGAAAAUGCAGGUCUACAACGCUACAGAAGCCAUGAGCUCCAACGAUACUGAGUACAUCCGCGACCCUGGACACCAAGCUCUGGACGCUGGCGCUUUCCAUUAUUCAACAUACCGUGCGCUGAUGCGCUUCCUCGGUCUUGAUGGCAACCUGCUUGCUGCCAACGAUGCUCCAGUGAACUUUGCUGAUCAGUGGAAGACCUUUGUGCAGACCAACGACCUUAUGAACGCGAACACGGGCAAGUUCGAUCCACGUCACAUGUACGGAGUGUCAAAUCACGAUGUUCUCCGAUGGCCAGGAAUGACGAAUGGGACCGAGCGUCAACUUUUGGGCGACUUUGUUAUAUCCUUGCUAAUGCCUGGUAUUCCUAUAGUCACUUGGGGUGAAGAGCAAGCUUUCUAUGUUCUCGACAAUACUGCUAGCAACUACAUUUUCGGACGUCAGCCAAUGUCGUCAGCUCAAGCCUGGCAGAUGCACGGCUGCUACAAGGUCGGCAACACGAACCUCAACAACUGGCCUGUCAACAGUUCACUCGUAGGCUGCCAAGAUGACGGGGUCAGUCUCGAUCACAGAGACUCGACCCACCCAGUGUACACUGUCCUGAAGCAGAUGUUCGAGCUUCGCAACCGAUAUCCAGUCUUGCAAGAUGGUUGGAACCUUCAGCAGCUUUCCAACAUGACAUUCAACUACACAUUGCCAGGAUCUUUCGGCGUGCCAACCGAGACUGGUCUCUGGUCGGUCUUGAGAGGGCGUAACGAAGACCUUCAGGACUUUACAGGCGAAGGCAUGUUCGAAAAUCAGGGCAUUUGGCUUCUCUACUCCAACUACAAUGGGUCAGACAAGACUUACGAGGGCGAUUGCUCCGGCGACGAUGCUAUCAUCGCACCAUUCGAUUCCGGCACGACUGUCAAGAACUUGUUUUAUCCCUUCGAUGAGUGGACCUUGGAGGACUCUGCUGUAUCCCUUGGCAUCGAGGGCUCUACGAGCCCCAAUGGCUGCGUACCGCAGAUGAACAUGACCAAGUAUGGCUUCAAGGCUUUUGUACCCGUCGAAAAUUGGACAGCACCCUCGCCAGUGCUGACAAAGUUUCUGCCCGGUCAUGACGCACGGAUCCUCUCGAAUGCCACAGAUUCCCAGCCUACAACGCAGGAGAUCGAACUUCGUUUCUCGCAGGAGAUGGAUUGUGAUGCUCUUGGCGAUGCACUCAGCAUAAAUUCGACCACAGAUUCUGGUAAACAAGGCGCCAUCGAUGUUUCCAGCCUUGACUGCCUGACCAUUGAUCCGCAAUACGAAGCGUACUACUACGGUCCAAGUCCUUCGAUCUGGCGUGCUCGUGUCACGCUCACUGAUCUUUACGAUGGCAUUCACAGAAUCAAUGUUAACAACGCUUCCAGUACGUCUGGUAACACUUCGACCAACUCCAACGAUCACUUUAUGAUUCGGCUUGGGAAGGAAAUCAAUCCGAUGGUCUUCCCCUUCACCGCCAACUACAGCUCCACCUUGCUCUACCCAGAUAUCUCAGCCGAUAAGCGGGAUGUUGAGAUCACCACCAGUGGCUUCAUGCUCAACCAACGGGCGCCUGGAGCAGAUAAGUGGCGGUUCUCCAUGUCCUUUGGGGCUGUUUGGUCCGACUGGUACGACUAUGUGCCCGGCAACGUGUCUCUUCCAUCGCAGACCUGGACGGGCCAUUCCGACUACCAGAAGUGGACUGGUGAUCACGUCCAAGUGCAGUACUGGUCACGCCUUGCUGGAAGUAGCGCUCAUGUCAUUGAGGGAGACCUGGUUGGCACUAACGACAUUCCACGAAGAUUUCCUCAUCUUUUCUUACAUGGUUCCUUCAACCAAUACGGCUAUGCCAGUGGCCUCUCCAACACCAUGGAGCAACUCGACAAUGGCACUUGGAAGUUCGACUUCUUGACCGAAUGGCCAUCUCAAUUCCAGGUCAACGUCUGGGGCAUGGCUGCGAAUGGUCAACCUGACGUUAGUUUUGCCAUGGGCGACGUGGACAACGAUACUGUCCUUGAUCGCAUUUCACCGGUGUCUCUGCAGAAGGCGGUCGUUAAUAUCACCAACCUUGGCCCAGAGUCGCCGUAUCUGGCAUGGAAAAUUCUGUUCAACGAUGCGGACUAUCGCUACUACCUCGUUCCGGUAGGAAGCCGCUAUGAGCAGCUCGCAUUUUGGCUGUUAUUGGCAUUAGUGCCUGUCAUGACUGCUGUCGCUGGUAUCUGGGCAUACAUGCAUUUCUUCUACGGAGUCAAGUUCAACCAGAUCGGACUUUCUGAAAAGAAGAGCGUCUUUCCCGCUGCGGUUGGCAAAGUCUUUCACCGGGAGAAGCAUGAGGACUCGGACUCUGAGCUGUCGGCGCCACUUCCUCCUGCCACACCGAAUGCUGAUAAUGCUGGCGGCUCUGUCGUCCUUGCUACCGGCAUUGGCGCUGUGGUUGAGCAGAAACGUCGCACAGUCCUCAUCGCCACCAUGGAGUACGACAUCUCCGACUGGGCCAUCAAAGUCAAGAUAGGUGGUCUUGGUGUCAUGGCUCAGCUCAUGGGUAAGAAUCUCGAGCAUCAAGAUCUCAUCUGGGUCGUGCCAUGCGCUGGUGGUGUGGAAUACCCUGUCGACACACCAGGUCUACCAAUCGACGUCACAAUCCUGGGCCGCACAUACGAGGUGCAGACCCAGUACCAUAAGCUCAACAACAUCACUUACAUGCUCCUCGAUGCUCCAGUGUUUAGAAGACAGAGUACCAAGGAGCCGUACCCAGCUCGUAUGGAUGACCUGGACAGCGCCAUAUACUACUCCGCGUGGAAUCAGUGCAUUGCUGAAGCCAUGAGGAGAUUUCCCAUCGACCUUUACCACAUCAACGACUAUCACGGUACAGUCGCGCCCUUGUACUUGCUACCGGACACGAUCCCAUGCUGCUUGUCCUUGCACAAUGCAGAAUUCCAGGGUCUGUGGCCAAUGCGCAAUCCUCGAGAAGUAGAAGAAAUCUGCUCUGUCUUCAAUCUUCCUCAGACAGUGGUGCAACGUUACGUACAGUUCGGUGAAGUGUUCAAUCUUUUGCACGCCGGUGCCAGCAUUCUUCGAAUACACCAGAAAGGCUUCGGUGCCGUGGGUGUGUCCAAGAAGUAUGGCAAGCGGUCUUGGGCCCGCUAUCCCAUCUUCUGGGGUCUAAAGAAGAUCGGAGCGCUGCCGAACCCGGAUCCCUCCGAUGUUGCGGAGUGGGACAAGAAGCUUGCGAAUCCAGAAGACAUCAAAGUCGACGAGGUCUUCGAAAGUGCUCGAGCAGGCCUUAAACGUCAAGCGCAAGAAUGGGCAGGCCUGGAACAGCGAGCCGAUGCUGACCUUUUCGUAUUCGUUGGCCGAUGGUCCAUGCAGAAGGGCAUAGAUCUAAUUGCUGACGUCUUCCCUGCGAUCCUCGAGCAAAAUGAGCAUGUCCAGCUGCUCUGCGUUGGACCUACCAUCGAUCUUUAUGGUAAAUUCGCAGCUCUGAAGCUCGCCACCAUGAUGGAGAAAUACCCAGGACGUGUCUACUCCAAGCCAGAGUUUACAGCUCUGCCGCCCUUCAUUUUCAGUGGUGCCGAGUUUGCCCUUAUCCCUAGCAGAGACGAGCCUUUCGGUCUGGUCGCUGUUGAGUUCGGCCGCAAGGGUGCACUUGGUGUUGGCUCACGUGUCGGUGGUCUGGGUCAGAUGCCUGGCUGGUGGUACACGGUUGAAUCAUCGACCACUCGCCACCAAAUGCAUCAAUUCAAGAUGGCCAUCGCCGGAGCAUUGAAGUCCGACUACGAAACCCGUGCCACGAUGCGAGCUCGAUCGGCAAAGCAAAGAUUUCCAGUGGCUCAAUGGAAAGAAGAUCUCGAGAUUCUCCAGGGCACAUCGAUUAAGAUACAUCAGAGAGUCAUGGACCGCAUCUCAGCCAAACGCAUGGGGCUGGAAGAUAAGAGCGGAAGCUCCACUGGCUGGAACACUCCUGGCUGGAUGACGCCAAGAAGCGGAUGGGCAACGCCCACAGGGUCGCGACCGAAUACAAGGCCGUCGUCACCGACUCGCUCUGGGACCACGACGCCCACCGGUACGACACCAAAUGCGCUAUCGCUCGGCCUGCGACAUGGACCAGGACACACAUCGCCGCAGAACAGCAGCUCAUCUCGCAGCAAUUCGUCAUCAAGGCCGAGUGCUUCACGGAGGAAUUCUGUUGAGGAUCAGCACGGUGAGAGAAGGCAUAUGGGCGGCAAUGGAGACGAGGCAUACAUCAGCUCUCAAGCUGCCGAAGAGUUGAAACGCCGUUCGCAAUUGGGCACUGGUCUCAACGAACUGAACUUCGGCCUCAGGGAUGGCACCAGGAACAACCACCCGAGCCCACCGGAGAGGACACACAACCCAUAUUUUCCAGCCGGCACGCCUUUGACUCCCGGCGCAGACUCUGUAGAGGGUCAGCAGUUUCCAUUCCUCUCGCGCCCACAUACUCCAAUGCGACAAGACGCACCGAGCAUUCCGCAGACGCCACUGUCCACCGAAAUGGUCAUGGACGAGAAGAAGGAUCAGCCUCAAGAAUUGAUGCCUUUUUUCACGGAUCCCACAGGCUUGUACUACAAGACCUUCGAGAAGAAGCUUGAUACUCUUAAUGGCAAGAAUUCGGAGAGUGCGCUCUGUAUCGAAGAGUAUCUCGAAAAGUCGGAGAAGCAAUGGUUUCACCGCUUGCAUGAGGCGAAGAUGAGCCGCAGCAAUACUCCAAAUGCCUCGAAAGCCGCGACACCGGCUGGAUCAAUCUACGAGGGUGUUGAGACAGAUGAGGGUCUCGGUCAAUUCCUGCUGCCUGCCAACUACAAAGCCCCAACUGGUAUUCGUCGACUAAUGCUGAGCAAGUUGGGCGAUUGGCCAGUAUACUCGCUUCUUCUUGCGCUCGGCCAAAUCCUAGCCGCGAACUCUUACCAGAUCACCCUCAUCAGUGGACAGGUUGGUCAGACUGCAGGUCAGCUGUACACCAUUGCUUGCAUCUAUCUGGCGACUACCAUCAUUUGGUGGCUUCUGUUCCGACGUCUCGCUGCGGUCUGGUGCUUGAGUCUGCCGUGGAUCUUCUAUGGUAUGGCAUUCUGGCUCCUUGCCUUCGCGCCCUUCGGUCAGACGGCAUCGGCUCGUGGCUGGGUACAGAACGUUGCCACCGGCAUGUACGCUAUCGCAUCGUCUUCAGGCUCGCUGUUCUUCGCACAGAACUUUGGCUCGCUUGGCUCUGCCCCUGUCAAGGACUGGGCUUUCCGAGCAUGUGCCAUUCAGGGUACACAGCAGCUCUACGUGGUUGGCCUGUGGGCUUGGGGUAACAAGUUGACGAACCAGAACUCCAAUGGAGCGUCGACGUCCCUCGGUUACAAGAUGACUGCCAUCGGCAUACCUAUUGCUCUUUUCCUAUGGGCUGUCGGUAUUAUCCUCUUCCUCGGGUUACCUGACUUCUAUCGUCAGAAACCUGGCGCAGUUCCGGACUUCUACUCGUCCAUUUUCAGAAGGAAGAUCAUCGUGUGGUUCUUGGCAACUGUCUUUGUUCAGAACAUCUUCCUGUCGGCGCCCUUUGGGCGAAACUGGUCCUAUCUCUGGAGCUCAAACCACGCUCCUGGCUGGGCAAUUUUCCUGCUCAUCAUUCUGUUCUUCGUGGUUGUCUGGGCCGGCAUUCUGUUCUACUUUGGGCAUCUGUCCACAACACACAGCUGGAUCAUCCCGAUCUUCGCAAUCGGUCUCGGUGCCCCGAGGUGGUGUCAGAUACUGUGGGCGACGUCCGACAUAGGGCAGUACUUGCCAUGGGCUGGUGGGCCAGUCGCAUCGGCCAUCCUUGGACGAUCACUUUGGCUGUGGUUGGGCGUCCUCGACUCGAUUCAAGGAAUUGGCUUUGGCAUGAUUCUACUGCAGACCAUGGUUCGUUUCCACUGCUCGUUCGUCCUGAUGGCCGGACAAUGUAUUGGUGCUAUUGCGACCAUCAUCGCUAGAGCCGACGGCCUCAACUCGGUCGGUCCUGGCCCGACAUUCCCGAACUUUGCGGGAGGCUGGUCGGAUGGUCUUUCUGAGCCGUGGUUCUGGGUCUGCUUGAUAUUCCAGCUUGCCAUCUGUGUCGGCUUCUUCACAUUCUUCCGCAAGGAGCAACUCACGAAGCCAUGA
Molecule: messenger RNA, 7233 nt
Organism: Fulvia fulva
Lineage: Eukaryota; Fungi; Ascomycota; Dothideomycetes; Mycosphaerellales; Mycosphaerellaceae
Product: Cell wall alpha-1,3-glucan synthase ags1
Exons: 1
Coding region: 1-7233 (2410 amino acids)
Biological process (GO): fungal-type cell wall (1->3)-alpha-glucan biosynthetic process
Cellular component (GO): fungal-type cell wall
Molecular function (GO): alpha-1,3-glucan synthase activity
Source: RefSeq, a predicted model, not a curated record